GCAGCCUGCUUGUAUUUCUGGCCAGACAGUCAUGUUAUAGUUAAAUGUUAAUUUUACAGUCAACCUCUCCGUCACGCACGCGCACUCACGCACGCGGUAAGCCCAGGCUUCAUAAACAAGCCGCUGCCACUUAGUUGCUCAGUGUUUCCACAUCAGUGCAGCGGCGCAGAGAAGAUGGCACUGGCCGACACGGAGCGCGGAGUGUCCAACUGCGGAGACUCCCCUUUCUCAGAGAUUAUCGAGCUGAAUGUCGGAGGACAAGUUUAUGUCACCAGACACAAAACUCUCGUCGCCGUCCCAGACUCGCUGCUGUGGACCAUGUUCAGCAAGAAGUCGCCAAAGGAGUUGGCGAGAGACAGCAAAGGGCGCUUCUUCUUGGAUAGGGACGGGUUCCUGUUCCGCUACAUCCUAGAUUAUCUCCGCGACCUGAACUUGGUGCUCCCGGAUUACUUCCCGGAAAAAAGUCGUCUGCAGAGGGAGGCGGACUUUUUCCAGCUGCGGGACCUCGCCAAACGCCUCAGCCCGCGGGUGAGUAAGGACAACUCCAUCAGCGAGGAGAUCAGCCAGAGCGACACGGAGGAGGGUGCGCAGCAGUGCGGCUCAUCCAGCACCAUGGAGACUUUACGCGCCAUGUCGGUGAGCGGGGCCAUGCGCUCCCCGUCUCUGGACUCCAGAAAGUCGGGCUAUAUCACGAUAGGAUACCGCGGCUCGUACACCAUCGGCAGAGACAUCCAAACGGAUGCAAAGUUCAGGAGAGUGGCGCGCAUCACGGUGUGCGGAAAGACGUCUCUGGCUAAAGAAGUGUUUGGGGACACGCUGAAUGAGAGCAGAGACCCGGACAGGCCCCCGGAGAGAUACACAUCCCGGUACUAUCUCAAGUAUAAUUUUCUAGAGCAGGCGUUUGACAAGCUGACAGAGGUGGGCUUCCACAUGGUGGCCUGCAGCUCCACUGGCACCUGCGCCUACACCAGUAAUGAUCCAAACGAGGACAAAAUCUGGACAAGCUACACUGAAUAUGUCUUCUGCCGGGAUUAACAGCAACAGCAAACAAGAAGUCGAGCUCAUGUAAAUAGACAUUUCAUACUAUAGAUGGGAAUGUCUUUAAAUAGUGUUGCAUUUGCUGUGUUGAAUGGUAACAUUUGUCAAGGGCGACUGCAAAAUAUUGUUCCAUUAUUCUGAGAACAGCCAGUAUUACCACUUCUGUGAUUUAACCACAAAAUGCGAGUACAUACAGAACUGUGCAAAAGUCUGAGGUUGUUUUAGCAAGGUUAUAGUCCAUGGUGGAGGAAGAGUCCAAUUCCAAGUACUAAUACCACACUGUGAGAAUACUCUGUUAAAGGUAAAAGUCCUGCAUUAACGUUACUUGAAAAGUAAGUGCCCUUUUCAGAAAAAUCUGAGCAAUUAAAACUAUUAAAAAAGAAA
Molecule: messenger RNA, 1422 nt
Organism: Plectropomus leopardus (leopard coralgrouper)
Lineage: Eukaryota; Metazoa; Chordata; Actinopteri; Perciformes; Serranidae
Gene: kctd12.1
Product: potassium channel tetramerisation domain containing 12.1
Biological process (GO): regulation of G protein-coupled receptor signaling pathway; protein homooligomerization
Cellular component (GO): presynaptic membrane; signaling receptor complex; postsynaptic membrane
Molecular function (GO): protein binding
Source: RefSeq, a predicted model, not a curated record